CUGUCGGAAUCACAGCUUAGUCAGGGUCGAAAGUACGUAUCGAGCGUAUAUGGUUGAGGUCUCUGAUUCUUGCAAAAGGGAGCUAUCUAGGAUCCUAUAUAAGACCGUUGACUACCUUAUAGAGUAUGCUAAGCGAUUGUGCGGUUUCAAAAGCAGUAAUAGCAGAGUAAAUACGCUGCUUGCGCCAUAUGAUAUCAGCGAGGCAUUAAUCAGGCAUCAGUUGGUAUUGUUCGGUAAGGAACCUCUACAUUCCGACAGCAGGCUGGCACCGUGACAAUAUCCUACUAUAGAUUUACCAUUGUUGGCUCAUUCUAGCCAUGGUCAGAACAUAAGUUAGAAUUAAUAUACCAGUUGGCCUGUCUUUUGGCGUAUCUGCUGCUUGAGUAUGUCUUGAGCUUCAGUGUCCUGUGCUGCAUCAUCAUGGCCUUCUGGUAGAGAUAC
This is a messenger RNA of Aspergillus ruber CBS 135680, 441 nucleotides long. RefSeq lists its product as uncharacterized. The record is from RefSeq and is a predicted model, not a curated record. NCBI's taxonomy places the organism in Eukaryota, Fungi, Ascomycota, Eurotiomycetes, Eurotiales, Aspergillaceae. The transcript has a single exon. The coding region runs from base 50 to 274 and encodes 74 amino acids.